AUGUUUAAAUUUCUCUGUCUACCACCCAAUAAGGCACAAACUUGGAUGAUAUUCAUAUAUUUUCUUCUUCUACUACCCUUUUCAAAUGCAAAUAUUAUCAUUCCCCCCAAAUAUUCUGUGAAAUUUCACAAUUCUAAGAUAUCUUCUAAUCUUGCAAGUAGCUAUCUACAAUUGAAUGAUCACGAUAGCAAUAACGAUGUGGGCCAGAACGGACAUUUCCAGGUGUUGAAAUCUACAUACACGCAACUUCAAGACACUAACUCUCGGGACUACUUGUGCUACAUUCCACAAGUGGAAAUUAACGACACUUCUAUUUUGGUUGAUGAGAACGCUCAACCAACAGCUGAUCUCUUGGGCAAGGCAGUAAGAAUUUUGAACUCCUCCUUCUCGACCAAAGAAUGUGUUUUUGCUUACGGUUUCAACGGAGGGUACUUCACCUUUGCUUACUGUUUUGGAGAUAAAGUCAUCCAAUACCACGAAAACAUGGAGUACUUCAUCAAGACGAAAAAGCACAAGCCAGAGAAUCCUGAUUUUAUCUUCGUUUUGGGGAAGUUUGAAGGCUCGAACUUUAAAGAAACCAAGAUUGAAAACCAAUGCAAUUGGAAAGAGAAGGACCUGGAAAGACUUAAUCCUAAAGAGUUCCAAAUUAAUGACGACACUAUAAAUCCAUUUAACCAGAAGAAUGUACAUAGUACCCAAAAGUUCAUUGAGCAUACGUUGACCGAUGGUGGGAUAUGUGAUUGGACUGGUGAACCAAGAACUAUAGACAUAAUCUACAAAUGUGAUCCUAAAAGAGGUGGAAACAUUCAUGUAAUUGACGUUAACGAGAUUAAGACAUGCGAAUAUCAAAUGGUGAUAAGUGUCCCACAAUUGUGUCAGUUGAAGGAAUUUCAGCCAAGCAAAGUGGAGGAUGAAGUCAUCGAAAUUGGGUGUAAAGAGAUUGAGGUGCACGAGGAACAUGAAAAUGGAAAUUGGAAUAGAGAUGGCAACAACGACUAUGAAUCAUUAACAGUGGAUUCGUUUUUGAAGAGUAGAACUGAGGAAGACUUAGUUCCAAUCAAGGGAAGAGACUUGUUUCCGAUCCGAAACGAUUACAAAAUUCAAUUGUCAGACUAUACCUUGAGUCCAUUUGGACAGGGAUUCUUUCUGGCAAUUUCUAGAACCCCAAUAGCGAGUGAAAAUUCUUAUUUUAAGCACCGCCAUGUUAUUGUGUAUAAUAAUGAGUAUGAAUCGAAUAUGGACUUGAUUAAUAAGUUUGGUAGAAUGUUUCACAAUAUAAUUGGGAGAAAAAUACUAUCACCUUUGAUAGAUAAAAAUACGGGGAUGCAGCAAUUUAUAACUUGGGAUGAUACGUUUAUUAUCUGGUUUGAAAUGUAUGAUUUUUAUGGUAAUUUCAUUUCGUUGGUGAAAGUUAGCAGAGAUGGAGAAGAAGAGAUUAAGUCUUUGAGCUUGCAAUUAAUCAAUCCUGAAACGAUGGUGGAUCAUGAUGGAGAUUUUGUGGAAAUAGGGGAAUAUCAGCUGCCUAAUGGAGCAGUAAAUUUUCAGAAGUUUGAACAGAGGAGAGAGGUUGAGCCACCACAAGAACAGCCUGGUAUUUCAUUCGUUGUCACUGUGAAGGAUAAAGAAGGAUUGGAUAGUAGUGUGCAACAAGAAGAAAUUGCCAAGCAAAUUGCUGAACAGAUGAAACUUAUCAAGGAACGGCCGCAACAGCACCAGCAGGAGGAGGAAGGGGAGGAAGAACAGCACCAGCAGGAGGAGGAAGGGAAGGAAGAACAACACCAGGGGCACCAGCAGGAGUACGAGCAGGAGCAACACCAGGAGCAAGCACCUCCAGAUGAUCCUGAGGGCUAUCAUACACGAGAGAAUGCUGACGAUCAUCAUGACGAAACUGAGGUCCAAGUUCAAGAAGAACAGUUAGACCACGUUGAACAAACCCAAGAUCAAGAUGAAGGGGGCAUGAUUGUUGAUAACAUGGAGGCUGUAGAAGAAUCACCUGCAAUUGGUUCAGUUUUAGGAACAGUCGAGCAGCCAACCAGAGAACUGACUGAUGACCAAACUGCAGAACUGACUGUUCAGUCCAAUGAAAACAUAAUAGCUAGCGCUGUCUCUAUUGAGAGUGAACUAGAGUCUGCUGAGCACCCUGAGAGUGCGUCCGAAGAAUAUAUGGCUUACUCAACAGUCACCGUCACGCCCGCCUUAGAAACCGUCAUAGUGUAUGUUCCUGCAACCGAAGCUGAAAAGGAGAGAGAUGAUGAACAAAAAGAAUCAGUUGAACCUGAACACCCUCACGAUGAAUUAUGA
This is a messenger RNA of Dujonia railenensis, 2301 nucleotides long. The record is from the annotation of a GenBank genome assembly. Lineage: Eukaryota; Fungi; Ascomycota; Pichiomycetes; Serinales; Debaryomycetaceae.